AUGGCAGACGAGGGUCCAGUCCAGAACCUCUGUGAGGAAACAACAUGUUCCAUCUGCCGGGAGUAUUUCACAGAUCCAGUGAUCAUAGACUGCGGCCACAUUUUCUGCCAAAGCUGCAUCACCGAGGCUUGGGGGAACUCGGACCAAGAUGCUUCUUGCCCGCAGUGCAGGGAACCUUGUCAGCAAAGGAAUGUCAGGCCCAACCGGCAACUGGCAAGCAUUGUGGAAAUAGUCAAGAAAUUCAGCCUUCAGAUGGCCAGAGGGGUGGAAGCGCUGGGAAAGGUUUGCGAGAGACACCAGGAGCCCCUGAAGCUCUUCUGCAAAGACGACCAAGCCCCCAUCUGUGUGGUGUGCGACAAAUCCAAGGAGCACAGGGACCACAAGGUGAUCCCAAAGGAGGAGGCCUUUGAAGAGUAUCAGGUAGGGAGAUGUAGGAUUGGGGACCAGGCUUCCAAGGGAUGCGCAGUUAUCCUAGGGAUGGGAAAAACAUUUCAGCCUGAGGGCGGGAAACAGACAGACAUGGAGAGGCAGAAAAUCAUGGCUGAUUUCCAGCAGUCGCACCAGUUUCUGGAAGAACAAGAGCGCCUCCUGCUGGCUCAACUGAAGGAACUGGACAAUGAGAUUAAAUCCUGUGAGGACCAACAUAUUGCAAAACUCUCUGAGGAAAUGUCUUCUAUUGACGACCUUAUUAAGGAGCUGGAGGAGAAGCAGAAACAGCCAGCAACUGAAUUCUUGCAGACCCCUCUGGGCCCUGUGGGCGGUCAGGCCUCGGCCACCCCCCGCGCCUGGCUGAGUCCGGAUGCCAGCGAGGCUGAAUCCUCCUGCGAGAUCAACGCUUACGAGCCGCAAGAGUCCCACUUUGUCCCUGGGCGGAGGGCUGGCGGGCGGAGGGGGCUGCCCCCGCGCCCUGGAGAGGGGCAAGUGGCUCAUCGCCAGCAUCCAGGCCCCCGACGCCGAGUUCGGGGUCCAGCAGCGUCCUGCACGACGGAGGGAGGCCCCGCCUUGGAAAGCCAGCAGGAUGGGGUCAGCAGCGUCACCACCACCGCAGGUACCAGCCUGGCCGAGCGGAAGGGGAGCAGCCGAGCGGCCUAG
Molecule: messenger RNA, 1092 nt
Organism: Podarcis muralis (Common wall lizard)
Lineage: Eukaryota; Metazoa; Chordata; Lepidosauria; Squamata; Lacertidae
Source: RefSeq, a predicted model, not a curated record